UAUUUCAGUUUUUAUCGAGUAGUCGCCUAGUCACAACGUGUCCACAGUCCACCCGGGUUCCAACGUGAUAAAUAUUGCGAAACCGACGCGCCAACUUACGACAUUUCAAUUCUUUAUCAAUAACAACAACAAAUUCAAUUAUUUAAAAAAUGCGUUCGCAAAUGUUCUGCUUUUGUGUGGCGCUGCUGCUGAUUGUUUGCAUUCUGUAAAUGUUUCAAAUAAAAGUAAUAAAUUGACGCACACAAAUCCACUUGAAUUCCAAUAACCCCCCAAAUGAGUUGAAGUUGUAAAAGUAGUGAGAAGAAACCUUAAAAAUAUCCAUAAAAAUGUAACUUUCAAAUAAAAACCGUUAAAUAGUGUGUAGUUUACCAUAUCCCAAUUAAAGUAUAGUGGUGAAUUUGAAAUUUAAACCGUCCACCCCGUAAAGUAUACUCCUUUCGAACCGUAACUACCUUGGCGCAAUCUAUGAGCGCUUCCGUAAAGAUGAAUGCAAAAGAUGGUGAUAGCAGUGAGGAGGCGUCUUGGCAGACUAAAGAGUCACAAAAGCAACUGACCCGGCUAGAGUAUGCCGUUAUAUGUCUUAUGGUAGUACUCGCUCUAACUUCCAUUGUUUGGAGCAUAACCAUACAUAUAAUCUCUGGUGAUUUUUAUCAUGGCAUUCUCGGCGCCAAAUUAGCAUUCCGCGAACGAGAUUUUCGUCAAAUGGAUGAACAUACCAAAGAGAUUUUCUAUAAUGACUUGGACAAAUUAAUAAACGAAACAUACACCGAAAUUGAUGUUUACGAUCAGAUUGAAAAUGACAAGACCACGGUGACGCCUUUGGAAGCCAAUGCCACCACGAAGCAGCCCAAGGUUCGCAAAACCUAUCACAUUUUCCAAUUGGUGCGCCCCGACGAGGAUGAGAACAAAUCGGAAGAAGACGUGGUGUCGGAGGAGCUCACCACUACAGCGUUGCCAGCUGUGAAAUUCAAUAUGACGCAUGAUCGCCAGUUUUUGGCAACAAUGAUGCUGGAUGUACACAAAACACGCUGGCGCCAAAGCGCCGCCGUCCAAUUCAUUUAUAGUUUUCCAUUUCUGUCCGAAAUCUUUGCAAUAAUAUGGACUGCAAUGUGUUUAAUAUUUCAAUCGGGCGUGAAAAAAUAUUGGGGGCUUCCGAAACCGUGGCGUAUUGUGAUACCCUCCAUACUGGUAUUCUCUUUCAUGACAAUAGGCACGCUGAUCUACACAAUUUUAGCCAGCAACUACCUAAAGAAUCUCUGCAAUGGAAUGCGUGAAAACUUAACAAAGCCCGAUGCGAUCACUUGCGGCCAAGCCAUAUCCGUGCUGCGUCCCUUUAUACGACAACACGAAUUCCAACACGAUGUCUACUUGAAUAUGUUCCGCUUUGCCUAUUUGUUCGCUUUGGUUUUGUGGCUGCUGGCGCUGCUACUGAUGCUGCUGCGCUACUUCUUUGCCAUCGAUUUCCAGUUGUUGGAUGUGCAGUCGUUGUAUGAUAACAAAUUGGCGCGACGUUUGAGUCGACCGGAACCGGAAUUUACGGAAGUACUGUUAGAGACGGCACAGUCGCCCACACUGCUACUGCCACGCCACGAUCGCAAUAAGUCGGAGGAUGAUUUUCAAAGUGCCAAGUCGAAUUUGAGUGAGGUCGCAAUGCCGUUAAUCGAUACCGGCAAGCCACGAUCGGCGUUGGUGCAGUAUGCGCCCACGCAACAGCGGGUGGUUUAGUUUAGGCAGCACAUGACAAAUUAAGUAGAGGCUUUACCAAAUCUAUGUACUCGUAUGCGGAGGCGACAAGGUGGGAAGCGCAUUUAAACACAGUUUUACCUCAGGAACCUUAUUUAAUUGAAAACUGCACAAUAGCUCUCUAUUCAAAUUAUCGCUGCCGCUCUUAAAUAUGUAUCACCAACUCUACUCUACUCUAACUCCAGCUCUAAUGUGCAGUUGAAUGAUAUUAUUUUAAAUUAUAUAUAACUCAAGUUUUGAGACAACCGACGAGGCCAAGCACCAACAACAACACACUUACAUGGCUGAAUCUCCACAAAAUUUACUUCAACGCAAUAUAUUAUUUAAAAUGUUAUUUAUUGAUUUUUAUAUGGAUUUUUUUAGAGCUCUUAACCACUGUGUGCGUGUAUAACAAUAUAUAUGAUAACAUUAAAUAUGUAUAAAUGUGGAAAAAGUUAAACAUUGACUUAGACUAUUUUCAUGGUAAUAGUUUUGGUCUCCAAAUAAUUGUUCAAACCAUCGCGACCCAUCUCACGUCCGAUGCCA
Molecule: messenger RNA, 2268 nt
Organism: Zeugodacus cucurbitae (melon fly)
Lineage: Eukaryota; Metazoa; Arthropoda; Insecta; Diptera; Tephritidae
Exons: 6
Coding region: 466-1725 (419 amino acids)
Source: RefSeq, a predicted model, not a curated record